AUGGGUACUUUUGCCCAAGCCUUUGCUAAACAUGAAGAACAUUUCAAGGACUACAUAGAGAAGGUGCAAGAAUGGAGAAUUGCUUUGAGAGAAGUAGCUAAUCUCAAAGGAUGGCAUGUACAAGAUAGGCCUGAGUCACAAAUUAUCCAGAACAAUGUGGGGGAAUUAUGGCAUAAAUUAAGCUAUGAAUUCUCUGAUAAUAUUGAAAAGCUAGUAGGAAUAAUUUCUCUAGGGGAGAAAUUGGAGUCAUGUUUGGAUUUAGGGUCAAAUGAUGUUCACAUGGUAGGGAUUUGGGGGAUGGGAGGAAUAGGUAAAACAACUCUUGCUAGAGUUGUUUUUCGUAUGGUUUCAAAUAAGUUUGAAGGUUGUUGUUUUCUUGCUAAUGUUAGGGGAGUUUGUGAGAAAGAUGAAUUAGUUCGAUUACAACAACAACUCAUUCUUCAAAUUUUGAAUGAAAAUAUGAGUGUACAAGAUGUUAAUGAUGGAGUUUUUGUGAUCAAGAAUAGGUUAUGUCAUAAAAGAAUUCUUCUCGUUCUUGAUGAUGUAGAUCAAUUAGAUCAAUUAAACAAGUUAGCAGGGAGUCAUUUUUGGUUUGGUUUAGGUCGUAGAGUUAUCAUAACAACAAGAGAUAAGCAUUUGCUAGAGGCCCUAGGAGUAGAUGAAAUAUAUGAGUCUAAUGGAUUGACUAAUGAUGAAUCUCUUCAUCUUCUGAGUUUGAAAGCUUUUAAAAAAGAUCAUCCUCCCAAAGAUUAUCUAAAGUUGUCUAAAUAUUUUGUAUAUUAUGCGAAUGGGCUUCCUUUAGCUAUUGAGAUUUUGGGUUCGUUUUUGUUUGGUAGAAAUAUUGAUCAAUGGAAAAGUACAUUAAAUAGGCUAAAACAGUUUCCUCAAAAUGAUAUUCUCCAAGUACUUAGAAUAAGUUUUGAAGGACUACAUGAAAUAAAGAAGGAAAUAUUCCUAAAUAUUGCUUGUUUCUUUAAUCAUAAGGAGAAAAAUGAUGUAGUAGAAAUACUAGAUUAUCUUGAUCUUUUUCCAGAUGUUGGACUGGGGGUUCUUUUUGAUAAUUCUCUUGUUAAAUUCGAUGGUCAUACCUUGCGGAUGCAUGAUUUGCUUCAAGAAAUGGGCAAGAACAUAUUUUAUAAGGAGUGUCCUAAAGAGCCGGGAAAGCGUGGAAAGCUAUGGUUGUUUAAGGACAUUAACAAUGUACUAACAAAAAAUACGGGAACAAAGGCAAUUCAAGGCAUAGUCUUAAAGUUGCAUAAACAAAGAGAGGCAUAUUGGAAUCCUGAAUGCUUUUCAAAAGCUCAUGAUCUCAAAUUGCUCAUUCUUGAUAGCGUUCACCUUUUGCAUGAGCCCAAAUAUCUUCCUAAUGACUUGAGAUUUCUUGAUUGGAGUGGAUACCCUGCAAAAUAUUUUCCAUCAAGUUUCCAACAAAAGUCUUUUGAUAGUUUGAAAUUCAUUCAAUUGAAGAAAUCACUGAAAUUGAUUGAAACCCUUGACUUCAACAAAAUCCCAAAUCUUGAGAAAUUGGUUCUUGAGGAUUGUAUAAAUUUACGUUCUUUGCACCCAUCAAUUGGAGUUUGUAAAAAACUCUCUUUUCUUAGUUUGAAAGGUUGCAAAAACAUCAAAAGUCUUCCAAGCAAGUUUGAAAUGGAGUCUCUUGAGAUCCUUAUUCAUUUUGGUUGCUCAAAUUUAAAAAGAAUUCCUGAGUUUGGUGAAAAUAUGGAAAGUGUAUGA
Quercus robur (English oak) is the source of this 1734-nucleotide messenger RNA. Its product is annotated as disease resistance protein RUN1-like. Gene Ontology annotation, biological process: defense response; signal transduction. Gene Ontology annotation, molecular function: ADP binding. Bases 1 to 1734 code for a protein of 577 amino acids. Lineage: Eukaryota; Viridiplantae; Streptophyta; Magnoliopsida; Fagales; Fagaceae. The record is from RefSeq and is a predicted model, not a curated record. The transcript has 4 exons.